This is a messenger RNA of Oldenlandia corymbosa var. corymbosa, 2268 nucleotides long. Lineage: Eukaryota; Viridiplantae; Streptophyta; Magnoliopsida; Gentianales; Rubiaceae. The record is from the annotation of a GenBank genome assembly.
AUGGCUGAAAAACCGGCGGGCCCCCACCACUCCCGGUUGAAACCGAUGGAUCAAAAGGGAAAGGCAAUCAUAACUCCAGUCGACGGCGAAGAAGGGAAAUUUUAUUUGGUUGCCAAAAUCAUUUCCGUCUUCGUCUUCGAUGAACUUGCCGACCGGAACAAAACCUUGAAACUCCGACCCUGGUAUUACGGCCGGUGUUUGGUGGUGAUGACGGCGUUGGAACCCGGGACCGACAUUUCCGAUCUCCGAUUCGACGAAUCCCCUUUCUGGGUACACGUUAAGAAACUCCCAUUCGAUGCGAUGACUUACGAAUUGGCGCAGGAGAUUGGGGACUGCAUCGGGGACUUCAUUUCCGCGAAGAGGAAUCCGGACGGACUCUGUGUCGGGUCGACCCUGCGUAUUCGGGUUCGUCUCUUUUUGGACCGCCCGAUCAUCCAAGAACUGCUGGUGCUAUGCAGAGGAGAAGGACGCACCGUGGAAUUGCAGUAUGAAAAGCUAGAUGGUUAUUGUACUUUUUGUGGCCGGCUUUCCCAUGUGGUGGAGCAUUGUGAACACAGAUUGGUCCGGUUCAUGGACGGAGAUAGACGUACUCCGCCGGAGAACUGGGGUGAUUGGCUCCGGUACGGUUCUCCCGUACAAGUCCCCCGCCGGACCUCCGUUGGAGUAAACCGCACCCACUUUCCAUACAAGAUUGCUGCCGAUAAAACAGGUACACUAUCUCCGGACUUUCCGGUCACCAUCGUUGACCAUCUGAAUCUUUCAAUGGCAGACUCUGCGGAAUCAACUGACGCUAAAGUUACUGGUUCAAUGGACAACUCUGUGAAAUCAACUCCGGCCUUCAAAUUUACUGGCCGGUGGGCAGACAAAGCCGACACCCAGGAGGCGGCAGCAUCAGGAGAAUUAACCCCUGUCCAGAACGCACUCGAUUCGUUAACCAUCGAGGAUACGACCAAAAUCAACAAGGAUGCUGACUCUCUGCCAGAACCCCCGGCGGUGGCGGCGGCAAUCACCCCGGACGAGAUUGUUACAGCUGGAGAUACUAUAUACGGAUCAGCCGAAAAGUUCGAAGAUUUGAAUUUGUCGCCGGAGUUGUUGAAGGGGUUGUAUGUGCAGAUGAAAUUCGAGAAACCCAGUAAGAUCCAAGCAAUUAGUCUGCCGAUGAUUUUGACUCCCCCAUUCAAGAAUUUGGUGGCCCAAGCUCACAAUGGUUCGGGGAAAACUACGUGUUUUGUACUGGGUAUGUUGAGUCGGAUCGAUACCAAACUGGCUGCCCCUCAAGCUCUCUGUAUCUGCCCAACGCGUGAACUGGCAACUCAGAAUAUGGAAGUCCUAUUGAAGAUGGGGAAGUUCACAGGGAUAAAAUCAGAAUUAGCUAUUCCAGCAGAUGGUAAUCAUAGGCGGUCGCCUAUUACUGCCCCAGUAGUGAUUGGCACUCCCGGCACAAUAAGUCGUCCGAUUGUAUCGACGAAACUGAGCCUGAGUUUCAUGAAGAUACUUGUGUUUGAUGAAGCAGAUCACAUGCUUGCAGAGGGUUCUUUUAGAGAUGACUCCAUGAAGACAAUGAAAUCCAUUGCUAAAAGUAGUCCUGAUUGCCAGGUCCUCCUUUUUUCUGCAACAUUUAACGAUGCAGUCGGGGCUUUUGUUGACCAGACGAUUCAAGAAAUCUUUCACAAGGAUUAUAAUCAAAUGUUUGUUAGAAAGGAAGAACUAUCACUGGCUUCGGUGAAGCAGUACAAAGUCAAUUGCCCAGAUGAACUUGCUGUUGGAAAUUUUAGUUUAUUCAAAAACAGAAUCCUGGAACUAGGUGAUAAAGUGGGGCAAACGAUAAGAGUUGUCCGCACUCGAAAUAGUGCCAGCAUGUUACGUAAAAGUUUGGUCGAUCUUGGCUAUGAGGUUACAUCAAUUCAAGGUGAUUUACAGCAACAAGACCGUGACAAGAUAGUCAAAGAGUUCAAAGAAGGAUUAACUUCAGUUCUUAUAUCAACUGAUAUUCUUGCUCGUGGCUUUGACCAAGAUCCAGAACCAGACUAUGAAGUCUACCUGCAUCGUGUUGGUAGAGCUGGUCGAUUUGGCCGCAAAGGGGCUGUAUUCAACUUGCUUUGCGAUAAUCGGGAUAAGCAGCUGAUGGCUAAGAUUGAGAAGUACUACAACUGCGAGAUAGCGGAGGUGGCUCCCUGGCAGAGCGAAGAUGGUUUCGAAGAUGCAUUGAUAAAUGCUGGACUAGAUAUGGACUUUUUGUUUUUCGAUCCCGUUGCAUUGCUCUGGUAG